This is a messenger RNA of Talpa occidentalis (Iberian mole), 945 nucleotides long. Its product is annotated as olfactory receptor 1002-like. Bases 1 to 945 code for a protein of 314 amino acids. Gene Ontology annotation, cellular component: membrane. The record is from RefSeq and is a predicted model, not a curated record. The transcript has a single exon. Gene Ontology annotation, biological process: sensory perception of smell; G protein-coupled receptor signaling pathway. Gene Ontology annotation, molecular function: G protein-coupled receptor activity; olfactory receptor activity; odorant binding. NCBI's taxonomy places the organism in Eukaryota, Metazoa, Chordata, Mammalia, Eulipotyphla, Talpidae.
AUGGAUUACAGGAAUCACACUGUGGUUAUGGAGUUUUUUUUCGUGGGUUUAACAAAUAUCUUUCAGCACCAGAUUGUUCUCUUUGUGAUAUUUCUCUUGGUUUACCUUGUUACCCUUCUGGGCAACGUGGGGAUGAUCACCCUCAUUUGGAUGGAUUCUCGACUCCAUACACCCAUGUACUUUUUCCUCAGCCACUUGUCUUUUGUGGAUGUCUGUUCCUCUUCUGUCAUUGGGCCCAAGAUGUUGACUGACAUCUUUGUGGUGAAAAAGGUAAUCUCUUUCUUUGGUUGUGCUGCCCAGAUCUGGCUUUUUGGUCAGUUUGUAGUGACUGAAUGCUUCCUCCUGGCUUCCAUGGCAUAUGAUCGGUACAUGGCCAUCAGUAAGCCCUUGCUGUAUACACUCAUCAUGUCCCGGAAGGUCUGUGUGCAGCUGGUCAUAGGACCUUAUGCCCUGGGCCUUAUCAGCACCAUGACCCACACAACAUUCACCUUUCGCCUACCCUAUUGUGGUCCGAAUAUCAUCAAUCACUUCUUCUGUGACCUUCUUCCUGUUCUCUCCCUGGCAUGUGGAGAUACACAUGUAAAUAAAUUUUUACUUUUCAUUUUGGCUGGAGCUCUAGGGGUACUCAGUGGGGUGAUCAUCCUGGUCUCCUACAUUUACAUUGUUGUUGCUAUAAUGAGGAUCCGCUCUGCUGAUGGGAGGUGCAAAGCCUUUUCCACCUGCUCUUCUCACCUGACAGCUGUCUCCAUCCUUUAUGGGAUCCUCUUCUUUAUCUAUGUACGUCCAAGUUCUAGUUUUUCCUUGGAUAUCAAUAAAGUAGUUUCUGUAUUCUACACAACUGUGAUUCCUAUGUUGAACCCACUUAUCUAUAGCCUGAGAAACAAGGAAGUCAAAGAUUCUUUCAGAAGGAUGUUUGAAAGGAAGAAAUUUCUUAUGAAUAAAUAA